GCCUGUGGAGCAAUAUUUUCUUCCCAGUUUCCUAGCAUUUUGCUUCAAAGUGCGCAGCUCUGCAUUAAACCAAGGAGCCUUUUGCACUCUGCAGCACUGCUCAGCGACACAGAGGAGAGAGAGAGUAAAACAGAUUCUUUACAAUUUAUAACUGUACUAUCUAAUAAUGGUCUGCUAUCAUCCAUCAUCCAUCCAUCCAUCAUCCAUCUAUCCGUCCAUCCAUCCACAAUAACAUCAUAGCACUGGAUGCCUGUUUCUGGUGGGGGUCGGGAUGUGUUGGGGUGGUGAGUCCAAAAUAUCCUCAGCUUGUUCCCAAAUCCAGGAUCCAGGAAGUCGCUUCCGUUUCCUGUCUGCAGUCAAAAAUCUGAAUGUUUCCAAACAAUUAAAACUUCAAGAAGAAACAAUUUUAUUAAUAAACCAUAGAAGUUUCCUUAAAGUGGUUGGUUAAUAAGUUAUGGUUUUGAACAUUAGUGGUACUGUUUUGUUGUAUAAAGAUUCAUGCAGCACUCUGUUGCCAUAGCAACAGAGGCUGUAUUUUUUUUUAAAUAAAGGUUGUUUGCUUUGAAUCCCCUCAGUGUUUCCUGUGAUUUCAGGUCAGAAUGUUCGGUUCUGAUCACAGAGCCGUACAGAAACACGCGCUUCCUGCAGCAAAGAAUAUUCUCUUAUCUGGUUUCCUUCCUGGUCCAUAGGGACCCAGUUUUCCGGAGCUGGACAUGCUCUGACAGGCUCAGAACUUUUCUGAACCAGACGGGAACAAAAGCAGCUCCCAGAAUGGCUGCUUUGUUGUCAGCCUUGUUAUUCGUGGCCAUGGAAGCAGGUCUGGGGCUGAAACAGGCUUGUCUGCCGGUGUGUUCUGGAGAUGACUGCAUCACUGUGAACCGGGCCAGGCUGGAUUUUGACUCUGCAGAAGAAGUUUGCCGUCGGAAGAACGGGGAGCUGCUGACCCUUCAGUCUGACACCUAUCAGCGGAUCUUUAAGACACUGGCUGAAGCUUUGCCUGGAAACUUCUGGAUAGGACUGCGUUUAUCAGGGGGAUCCUGCAGCAACCUCUCAGAACCACUCCGGGGAUACAAAUGGACCUCUGGUAGUGAAAAAAAAGCCCUUAACUGGUCUGCUGUGAUCUGGGCAGAUGAGCGUAAAGUCUGCCCUCCAUACUGCGUCUCUGUGUCUCAGCAUGGGACAUGGACCGAGAGGGCGUGUUCUGAGAAAGCAGACGGGUUUCUGUGCAGAACCAGAGAGAAGAACUUCUGCUGGGAGAAGGAGGUGUUCUUUAAAGAUUCCCAGGGAUGUAUCAGUGGUCCCUGUCAGCAGAAGUGUAAUGAUACAGAGGGAGGAUUUAAAUGUUCCUGUUACACAGGAUACAUCCCGGACAGCAGCGACCCACGGCGCUGCAGGGUCCACUGUCCAGAGCAGAGAUGUCCGUCUGUCUGUCCUGAGGGCUGCCUCUGUCCUGAUGGCUUUGUGGAAAAUGAAGGGAUGUGUGAGGACAUAAACGAGUGUGAGAAUCACGGCUGCCACCACGGCUGUGUGAACACCUUUGGGAGCUUCUGGUGCUACUGCAGGCCUGGUUUCCAUCUCAAAGAAAAUGGGAAUUGUGUCGUAGCAAAAAGUCAUCAUCCUGCUGAGUUAAUGACACCAACCCAUAAAAACACCACCCUGAAGGGCUCCUCAGCCCCUGCAGGGCCCUUCCUCUGGAUCUGGGUGGUGGCUGCAGUGACUCUGGUGGCAACUGUGGUUCUGGUCAGACUUUAUGUUGUUCGACGUCAGAAACGUAGAGAACGAAGUUCCAGCCAACAGCUUGCGGCUGCGGCAGACCAUCAGGUCUGUUAACCUAGGGAUGGGUGUGUGUUUCUCUGUGACCUUUCCUGCCUGAAACCUCCAGGACUGCAAGGAGAUCUCCAGGACCUUGAGGACACCUUCAGGAGCUCCAGGACCUCCAGGAGCUUCAGCCAGUCGGUAGACCCAGGAGAUCCUGCCAGGAUCUACAGACUGACUCGUUAGCAGGUCACCUCUGCUAAGGAAAGAAGAUGCUUCUGCUGGAUGGUGGCAUUUAAGCUGUUCCUAACACAUCCAAUGUCUUGAAUAGGUAAGGAGUGCCCCCUGGUGGACACUCUACAGCAGGGCAGAAGUGGGACUCAAUUUCAGGCCUGGAGCUUCACACCCCCUAAAGAUACCUUUUAUCAAUAAAAACCGUAUAACUGUAAACUUAAAGCUUAAGUCUACUAUAUCCUAUUUUUCUGUAAAGGCUUUUGAUUCUGUGCAUUUUUCUAAAAUACUCCUAAUAAAGAACAAUGCAGAUUUAUUCAAACAUGA
Molecule: messenger RNA, 2313 nt
Organism: Cyprinodon tularosa
Lineage: Eukaryota; Metazoa; Chordata; Actinopteri; Cyprinodontiformes; Cyprinodontidae
Product: thrombomodulin
Exons: 1
Coding region: 772-1830 (352 amino acids)
Biological process (GO): cell migration
Cellular component (GO): external side of plasma membrane; extracellular matrix
Molecular function (GO): extracellular matrix protein binding; extracellular matrix binding; calcium ion binding
Source: RefSeq, a predicted model, not a curated record